CACACACACACACACACACACUAGCAACAACAGCAGCAGUGGGCUGUUAGUUAGUAAACUGCGGCGGUGGUUAAUGAUGGAGAUCAGCAGCUAUUUCCUGAAACUCACACAGUUUAACUUGGAAGCAUUUCGCUUCUAUCAUGUCUUGGCAGUCGUGUUCAUAAUCUACAUUUCAGCGGUACUGAUUAAAUGGUCGAUAAAGAGAAAGCGGUGGAUGCGAGCUUUAGAGCAGUUUCCUGGACCUCCUGGUCACUGGCUUCUCGGACACGUUACAGAGUUUCGGCAAGAUGGAACAGAUUUACAGAAGAUACCCAAAUGGGGAGAACAAUAUCCCUUUGCUUUCCCAAUGCAGUUUAGACCAGAUAGUAUACAUCUGUUUGUCCAUCAUCCAACCUAUGUCAAGCCCCUUCUGGCAUCAACAGGACCAAAGGACGACUUUGCAUAUAGAUUUCUCAUCCCUUGGAUAGGAGAAGGUUUACUUGUUAAUGCUGGAGAGAAAUGGUUUCGCCACAGACGUCUCCUCACACCAGGCUUCCAUUAUGAUAUAUUAAAGCCUUAUGUGAAGCUAAUGGCAGAUUCAGCCAACGUGAUGCUGGACAAGUGGGAAGUGUACACAAGAACAGGGCAGACCUUUGAACUUUUUCAGCAUGUUAGUCUGAUGACAUUGGACAGCAUAAUGAAGUGUGCAUUUAGCUGCCAAAGCAACUGUCAGACAGAGAGGUCCAACCCAUACAUAAAGGCAGUGUAUGAACUGUGCAACCUGGUGAACGUACGGUUUCGCGUCUUUCCAUAUCACAAUGACAUCAUCUUUCACUUGAGUCCACAUGGCUACAUAUUCAGAAAAGCAUGCAAGAUUGCACACACCCAUACAGAUGAAGUCAUACGACAGAGAAGAGAAGCUUUAAGUGAGAAGAAGAAACACGAUGAGGCUCAGGAGAAGAGAUAUUUAGAUUUUCUGGAUAUUCUUCUAUGUGCUCGUGAUGAGCAGGAGCAGGGCUUGUCAGAUGAAGCCAUCCAAGCAGAAGUGGACACUUUUAUGUUUGAGGGACACGACACUACUGCCAGUGGUAUCUCCUGGAUCUUCUACAGCAUGGCCUGCAAUCCUGAGCAUCAGCAGAAGUGCAGAGAGGAGAUCCAGCAAGUGCUGAUGGGAAAGGAUACUAUCGAGUGGGAGGACCUCAGUAAAAUACCAUACACCACAAUGUGCAUUAAGGAAUCCCUGCGUAUGUACCCUCCUGUUCCAGGAAUGGGACGGAAGUUGUCCCAGCCAAUUACUUUUUUUGAUGGAAGAACAGUUCCUGCAGGUCUGCGUAUUAGAAUCAGUAUUUAUGGAAUUCAUCACAACUCUACAGUUUGGGAGAAUCCAAUGGUUUUUGACCCACUGAGAUUUCUGCCAGAGAACACUGCUAAGAGAUCACCCCAUGCCUUUGUGCCUUUUUCAGCUGGACCAAGGAACUGCAUUGGCCAGAACUUUGCUUUGAACGAGAUGAAAGUGGUCGUGGCUCUGACGCUGAGGAAGUAUGUUCUCAUCAAAGAUCCAGAUCAUACUCCAAAGAUGAUCUCUCGACUAGUGCUCAAAUCUCUCAAUGGUAUACACCUCAAGAUCAAAUUAGUGGAAAAUUGAAAAGAUAUACAAAUAAUAUAAAUACUACUGUUUUAAUUGACAAUCAUGAAUUUAAUUAUAUAACUAACUCUUAAUAUUCUUAAGACUAUGUUCAACUCCGCCAACUAUAUUGCCUAUUAGAAAUAAACAAUGUUCAUCAGCUACUAAUCAAAUCUUUUAAUUAAAUUACCUAAUAAGGAAGAUGUAUACAUAAUGAUUGUUUACAAAUUGUAAUGCUAUUUUGAAAGCCACAGUACACCAAAUUUCUUCAUUUAUUGUUUAUACUUUGUGUGAUCUGUAUUAACUUGCAUUCACUUUUUCUGAACACACCUCAUACUUUGUUUUACUAUUUGCUUCACUCUGUUAAGGUGUAAUCCUGGACAUAGUUUAAUUAAUCGUAGCAUCCUUGUGAAACGGACAGUCAUUAAUAAGAUCC
This is a messenger RNA of Pangasianodon hypophthalmus (striped catfish), 2039 nucleotides long. RefSeq names its product cytochrome P450 4A12B-like. Gene Ontology annotation, molecular function: heme binding; iron ion binding; monooxygenase activity. The transcript is spliced from 12 exons. Lineage: Eukaryota; Metazoa; Chordata; Actinopteri; Siluriformes; Pangasiidae. Bases 74 to 1624 code for a protein of 516 amino acids. The record is from RefSeq and is a predicted model, not a curated record.